CCCUGGGCCCGGCGCCGCGGUGUAGUCAGCCUAGCCGAGGGGGCGCCCGGCCGCGGGGACCCAGCCCCCCGAGUUUCACCCCCCAGGUUGUGGGGGGAGCGCAGAUUCGCCUCCCCAUUGGCACAGAUGGCAUUUCCCGGGCCUGGCACGAACUCCAGAGCCAAACGGAUCCGCCCCGUUCCGCGGGCGACCGGGUGGCUGCUCUGUUAAACUUGCGGUGACAUUGCAUUGCUGCGUUGUGCGGAGAGAGAACCGGAAGCCCUCGCCCCGGUUGCUGCCACCUAAACUUAUUACGAACUUGAGGGCUGCCUUUGAAAGAAUUCAUGGGAAGUUACGACAAGUUGGCACCUGGGUGUUCCAUGAAGGUGCAGGGAGCUUGUGGUUAGGAAACGCGAGACCUGGGUUCAAGUUGGACUCUUUACCUUGGCCAGCUGGUGACCUUGGACGAAUCGUUUAACCUCCCUGACCCGCCAUUUCCUCCCUUGCACGCAGGCAGUCAUAAUGCCCACCUCGCCUGGUUGGUGGUGGUGGAUUAAGUAGGAUAAAUGAUGUGGAGGUGUUUGGCUCUGUGCCCGGCACAAAGCAAGCGAGCAGUUGGCGUGAUGUGAUUUUAAUUCAGUUAGAGACCCUCGUGGCUCCCAUUUCGUCAGGAAAUUAGAAUUAGGCAAGCAUCUUCGGAGCCUGUGUCUGUGCCCCGGAGAGAACGUCUGCUGAGGCUUUGGAAAAGCAACUCAACAGAGCGGCGGGGAGCAGAGAGCCUCUCGGUUAAAGGCAGUCCGGAGUUGAGAAACUCCAGAAGUUGACACUCGGGCCCCACUUACAGAAAGAACUGUUUCUGCAAGACGACCCGCCUUGCAAAUGUGGAAACGGACCGAAUUGGAAAGCCUGUCUGGGAAGAUGCCGGUGCUGCAGAGCUCCCAUGCCUAACCUUAAGUACUUGGAUCAGGGUUUGUCGGCUUCUCACAGCGGGUUACUCAGCGGUCGUUAUGACCUCCCGGUUACGUGCGUUGGGUGGAAGGAUCAAUAACAUACGAACCUCAGAGUUACCCAAAGAGAAAACCCGAUCCGAGGUCAUCUGCAGCAUACGGUUUUUAGAUGGCUUGGUACAGACCUUUAAAGUUAACAAACAAGAUUUGGGCCAGUCACUCCUGGACCUGGCAUAUGGCCACCUGGGCGUGACGGAGAAGGAGUACUUCGGCCUGCAACACGGCGAGGACCCAGUAGACUCCCCUAGAUGGCUUGAGGCAAGCAAACCCCUCAGGAAGCAGCUCAAAGGAGGUUUCCCCUGUACCCUGCAUUUUCGAGUAAGAUAUUUUAUACCUGAUCCCAACACACUGCAGCAGGAACAAACCAGGCAUCUGUAUUUCUUACAACUGAAGAUGGAUGUCUGCGAAGGAAGGCUAACGUGCCCUCUCAACUCAGCGGUGGUCCUGGCCUCCUACGCCGUACAAUCUCAUUUUGGAGACUUUAAUUCGUCCAUACACCAUCCGGGCUACCUCGCCGACAGCCAGUUCAUACCAGAACAGAACGAUGACUUUUUAAGCAAGGUGGAGUCGCUCCACGAGCAGCACAGUGGGCUAAAGCAGUCAGAAGCGGAGUCUUGCUACAUCAACAUAGCCCGGACCCUAGACUUCUACGGAGUGGAGCUUCACGGAGGCAGAGAUCUGCACAAUUUAGAUCUAAUGAUCGGAAUCGCUUCUGCGGGCAUCGCAGUGUACCGAAAAUACAUUUGCACAAGUUUCUACCCUUGGGUGAACAUACUCAAAAUUUCUUUCAAGAGGAAAAAGUUCUUCAUACACCAGCGGCAAAAACAGGCCGAAUCCAGGGAGCAUAUCGUGGCCUUCAACAUGCUAAAUUACCGAUCUUGCAAAAACCUGUGGAAGUCCUGCGUCGAGCACCAUUCAUUCUUUCAGGCAAAGAAGUUACUACCUCAGGAAAAGAAUGUCCUGUCUCAGUACUGGACACUAGGCUCCAGGAACCCCAAAAAGUCUAUAAAUAACCAAUACUGCAAAAAGGUGAUUGGAGGAAUGGUGUGGAACCCAGCCAUGAGGAGGUCCUUAUCGGUGGAACGGCUAGAAACCAAGAGCCUGCCCUCUCGGUCCCCACCCAUCACCCCCAACUGGAGAAGUCCUCGGCUCCGGCACGAAAUCCGAAAGCCCCGCCACUCCUCCGCGGACAACCUCGCCAGUGAGAUGACCUACAUCACGGAAACGGAAGAUGUGUUCUAUACCUACAAGGGAUCCCUGUCCCCCAAAGACAGCGAUUCCGAAGUUUCCCAGAGCCACAGCCCACACCGAGAGAGUUUCUCCGAAAACAAGUCAACACAAAGCUGCCUGAACCGCAAGUCAUCCAGUUCAGUGUCGCCUUCUUCAAACGCUCCCGGCUCCUGCUCCCCAGACGGAGUUGACCAACAGUUCCUAGAAGACUACCACAGGAUGAUCAAAGGGGGCUCCGUCGAGGAUGCCAGCCAGUACUACUGUGACAAGAAUGACGAAGGAGAUGGCUACCUCGUCCUGAUCCGUAUCACCCCAGAUGAAGAUGGAAGAUUUGGAUUUAAUCUUAAGGGAGGAGUGGAUCAAAAGAUGCCUCUUGUGGUCUCCAGGAUAAACCCAGAGUCUCCUGCGGACACUUGCAUGCCUAAGCUGAACGAAGGGGAUCAGAUCGUGUUGAUCAAUGGCCGGGACAUCUCGGAGCACACUCACGACCAGGUGGUGAUGUUCAUCAAAGCGAGCCGGGAGUCCCACUCGAGGGAGCUGGCCCUGGUGAUCAGGAGGAAAGCUGUGCGCUCGCUGGCGGAGAUCAGAGCGGAAGAUGAGCUGAGUCAGCUUUUCCCAGAAGCCAUGUUUCCCGUCUGUCCCGAGGGUGGGGACAGUCUGGAGGGAUCCAUGGAACUGCUGAAGAAAGGUCUAGAAAGUGGUACACUGCUGAUCCAGUUUGAGCAACUCUACAGAAAGAAGCCGGGCUUAGCUGUCACGUUUGCAAAACUGCCUCAGAAUUUGGAUAAAAACCGAUACAAGGACGUGUUGCCUUAUGACACCACCCGGGUAUUACUGCAGGGAAACGAAGAUUAUAUUAACGCGAGUUAUGUGGACAUGGAGAUUCCGGCAGCCAACCUUGUGAACAAGUACAUUGCCGCUCAGGGACCCCUGCCACACACCUGUGCACAGUUUUGGCAAGUCGUCUGGGAUCAGAAGUUGUCUCUUGUUGUCAUGCUGACAACUCUCACAGAGCGAGGGCGGACCAAAUGUCACCAGUACUGGCCGGAUCCCCCUGACGUCAUGGACCACGGCAUCUUCCAUGUCCAGUGUCAGGCAGAGGACUGUACCAUUGCUUACGUGUCCCGAGAAAUCCUGGUUACAAACACUGAGACCGGGGAAGAGCACACGGUGACCCACCUCCAGUACGUUGCGUGGCCUGACCACGGCGUGCCCGACGACUCCUCGGACUUCCUGGAGUUUGUGAAGUACGUGAGGUCCCUGAGAGUAGACGGCGAGCCUGCCCUGGUCCACUGCAGUGCUGGAAUAGGACGGACAGGUGUGUUGGUCACUAUGGAAACUGCCAUGUGCUUAAUUGAGAGGAACCUGCCUGUUUACCCACUGGACAUUGUCCGGAAAAUGAGAGAUCAGCGCGCCAUGAUGGUGCAAACGUCAAGCCAAUACAAGUUUGUGUGUGAAGCGAUUCUUCGGGUGUAUGAAGAGGGCUUAAUCCAGAGGCUGGAUCCCAGUUAGGACAACUGUGAAGCGUUCGUUCGUUCCUCGUUCCCCCGUGAGGCCCCGCCCCCACCCCACCCCAGGGAUGCUGGCCGCUGUGGGAAGGGAUGAGCUUAUCCGAACCUAGGCACUUUAAAUUUCUGUGGAAAAGGGUAUCCUGUACAUAGGAACUGCUGAUGUAGAUAAUGCAUGCCGCUAUGACGCCUUUGGACCCACAGAGAUAAGCAACGGGGGAUCUCCGACCAGGAACCGCCACCGCUGCGUUUCUCCCUCCAUGUCGUCGACGCCCUGCCACCGGCCGUCCUCGGGCAACGAGAGGGGACGCGCAUCAGCAGGACUGUGGACUCUCCUCUCCCACCAGAAGCCAGACAAGAGUGGCUACUUUGUGGUUGCUCGGGUGUGUCUGUGUGUUGAUCUGUGUGGGACUGACUCCAAGGGCUGAACCUCCUCGGCAACUGGUAUCCAUUACCCCUGACCCCAAGGGAAACUCAGAUGAAUGUACCGCAGGCAGGGCACAAGGGACUUUCAGACUGGAGGACGAGCAGGGUCUCUUCUGCCCUCCCUCCCUCCCUCCCUAUGCCUCGUCUCCACCCCUUCUGUUCCAAAGCGCCCAAUUCCCCUACCCCCCCCCCCCCCGUUCCUCUCUUCAGGGUCACAGCCAGUGCCUGAACCUGUUUCAUAUCGUAUGUUCGGGUGACUUCUCGGCCGAGGCCGGGAACCAGACUCCGUGCUGCGAGUCCUAGCUUUAGAAGCAGCCAAACCUCUGCUCAGCCCUAACUGUACACUCAGCCGCCGCCGCCGCCAUGACUGGAAUCGCCGACUACUGAAUCUCUGUGAGGAUUGCUGCUACUUCAAGUUCUCACACUUGAAAACAAGACGAUUUUCCUGGGAGAGGGGGGCGGGGUAGCAUCCAGAUAUUCAGAAUUUUGAACCCUUCUGAGAAAAGGCCUUCUAGUAAGUGACCAUAAGAAACACCGCUUCUCGAGGGUGGCGCGCGUGUGCGUGUGUGUGUGUGUGUGUGUGUGUGUGUGUGUGUGUGUGUGUGAGAGAGAGAGAGAGAGAGAGAGAGAGAGAGAGAGAGAGAGAGAGAGAGAGAGAGAGAGAGAGAGAUGGGUAACCCUCUCAGGAUUCCUAGCUUGAUUCGAAUUCCUGUCGCGUUUAUGUCGAGAAUGAGCCUCUGUACAGAAGGACAGAUGUGUGCACUCACCCUUGGUUACAGCAGUCUCCGUUUCAUUUCAGAGGAGAGAAUUAGACGAUCUGAAUAUAAACACAAUUUGAUGUUAAUUUAUUCUAAGUACUCUGGGAUUUUUGAUUGUCCUCGAGAAUUCUGCUCUGUGAAUAGCGUGGUUAAAAAAUUUUUUUUUAAUUUGUGGCAGGAUUGUAGCGGAUUAUUAUUUAAGGAAAAAUAAAUUACAUGAAUGCUUUAAGGUGGUGUUUUUAAAUAGCGGUUUUUGCGUACCCAGGAAGGCGUCAGCAGGUUUCUUAGCGGUGCUUACGAGAGAAGGGCACUUGGUGUUGUCUGUCAUGGGAGUAGAUGAAGCCAUAUACGUAAGCGGACACUGGAGCAGACAAACAUUUCCUGGUUACAAGAUGAGCCCAGGUUUCCGAACGUUCCUCAUCGGUAGGCUCGCUAUAUCCAUCUAUUUUCCUCCUGCCUAUCUUUUACCCACGCACGUCUUGCUGCUCAGUGUUACGAGUGCAAUGCCCGGUGCCCUGUGUAAUGAGGAACCAGAAUGGUUCUCUCUAGACCACUCAACAGUACCACGUAGCCCUCGGCCUAGGAACCUGGGAUCUGUAACUGCGUUUUCUUCUGUGUAAAAUAAAGAGAAACAACGCUUGGAACUUGAAGGCAGAAUGAGGUCAAACUGUGGAAAUGAAUUUCCGGCCACUAUAAUAUGUAAACCAGAGCUACUGAAGACCUAGAAAGGUUGACUUCUCUGUGGUUGGCCCCAAAAUGCACCAAAAAAUGUGGAGCCCACUGGGUUUUCCUAGAGCAGUGUUCCAGAAGGCAAAAGCCCAGAAGACAGAGAACCGGUACCUUUAUUCAACCUGGAUUCUGACAACGCCCUCCGCAAAGCACCAAAAAGAGGAGCAGAGAAUGCUGCGUACAUUUUCAGGGGUAUCAGGCUGCUUAGCAAAUUAUGGUUUUAUAGAAAUGUUUGUGCGAAGCACUUGCAAAGUCUCAAUGUCCUUGGAGACUGUUUUGUUAUUCUCUGGAAACAAGCUGUUGAAUGUGGUCAUGAAAACGCCGCUGUUACACUUACAUAACAUUCUGUGAAGCUUGAAAAGGCUGCAGCUGGCCUCCCUGCCAUUGUGUGGGGCCAGUAGUUCAGACACAGCAGACGUUGCCAGCAGCAGAGUCCAUGGAAUCCUGGGAAGGAGGACAAGAAGAUGAUCUCAAGGAGCAGAACACCCAAGUGAACAGGGUCAGCAUCACCAAUGAGAAACCAAAGCUCUGGGCUCCUGUUUCCCUGCAGCCCGCAGUUCCACAGUUACUCCUAGGAAACCGUGUUUCAUCCUAAAGAACUGCAUCAGAAUCAAGCUAAAUAUUUUGCCUGGGAAAUUUGUCUUGAUGUGAAUGGAGAAGAUAUUUAUAACCUAUAUUCUAGCACCUUCCAGAAGAUCAGAGUAGACACCCCAAUGUGCUGGCUUCAUCCAGAUGGGUCCCCUGAUGACAUCACUCUAGAAGCCACACGUGGUGAGAAACAUUUGAGAUUGUUUAGUGGUAGGGAGACAGGGUGGAUGAAUCUCAAAACUUGUAGCAGUAUUUUUAGUUCCUCCCACGAUCGUUGUUAUCUAAAUAUGCUUUGAGACUAGUGUUAGAGUCUCCCACAGGCUGUGCUCCUGGAGGAUCCAUCCCCGCCGCCAUCCUUAAACUCUUUCAUGCGGGGGCAGUGAGUAGCCUCAUCAUCCUCCCAAGGCAACCAAGACAGUAUCCACAGGGAAAAAAACUGUAAGAGCCCUGACCUAGCCUUACGGAGAUGCUUACCCUCAGCUCUCCCUGAGUUGUGUGUUUGUGUUUGUUCUUGCUGAAAGGGACUGAUGGUCACGUGGACUAGAUGAGCUCACAGUUACAUUUCAGGGAAACAAUUUAACCUUAACCAAAUCUGAAGAGCUGACCUAGAGAAGCACGCCCCGUUGGUUGCUGUGACUUGUCCCCAAGAGGUGGUCUCAGCCCUUGUCACUGUGGAACUAAGAAGACAAAGACUGCCAACCCUCCUGGUUCUUGGCCGUCAUCCUAGAGCAGAUCUUGUAAAGAUGGGAACAGCCUGGGGACAUCAAACCUCGGAGACUGAUAACUCUGGCUCUGUCACUAUCUUGAUCACUCUCCUGCCACUGGAGCAACCAAAGGGAUUGGUUGCGCUAAGCCAAGUCUCUCUGUAAAGUACCUUAGUCAAUCAGCAAUAUGGUUUUUUUUCUGUAAAUUUGGAAUGGUUUUCAUUCUGACUUGUUGUCAGGGACUCUACCGAAAAAACAGUUUGAUCAAUAUAAAAGCAGUCAAGCUAUGCAACACCA
This is a messenger RNA of Mesocricetus auratus (golden hamster), 7226 nucleotides long. It is a transcript of the gene Ptpn3, whose product is annotated as protein tyrosine phosphatase non-receptor type 3. Gene Ontology annotation, biological process: protein dephosphorylation. The record is from RefSeq and is a predicted model, not a curated record. Gene Ontology annotation, cellular component: cytoplasmic side of plasma membrane; cytoplasm; cytoskeleton. Lineage: Eukaryota; Metazoa; Chordata; Mammalia; Rodentia; Cricetidae. The transcript is spliced from 26 exons. The coding region runs from base 987 to 3728 and encodes 913 amino acids. Gene Ontology annotation, molecular function: cytoskeletal protein binding; protein tyrosine phosphatase activity.